Molecule: messenger RNA, 2305 nt
Organism: Acaromyces ingoldii
Lineage: Eukaryota; Fungi; Basidiomycota; Exobasidiomycetes; Exobasidiales; Cryptobasidiaceae
Exons: 4
Coding region: 65-2233 (722 amino acids)
Biological process (GO): regulation of DNA-templated transcription; nuclear-transcribed mRNA poly(A) tail shortening
Cellular component (GO): nucleus; P-body; CCR4-NOT core complex
Source: RefSeq, a predicted model, not a curated record
CUACCACUAUUGGCAUCAUCAAGACGGCAGAGCGCACACCGACUGUAUUGGUAUCUGGUUCACAAUGGCGGCGAGGAAGCUGGCUGCGGAGAUUGACAAGACGCUUAAGCGAAUUGCGGAGGGUGUUCAGGAGUUUGAGUCCAUUUACGAGAAGCUGCAGAGUGCAUCGACACCAUCACAGACGACAAAGUAUGAGUCUGAGCUCAAGACGUCAAUCAAGCGGCUUCAGCGCCAUCGCGACUCGCUUAAGACAUGGCUGCAGAGCAACGACAUCAAGGACAAAUCAGCCUUGAUGGAGAAUCGGCGGCUGAUUGAGACUCAAAUGGAGAGAUUCAAGGCGUGCGAAAAGGAAAUGAAGACAAAAGCUUUCUCGAAAGAGGGCCUCAUCGCAGCAGCGAGACUCGAUCCGGCGGAAAAGGCCAAGGUUGAGCUAUCGCAAUGGAUUUCGCAGCAAGUGGAUGAGUUGAGCCGGCAGGUGGAAGCCUCAGAAGCCGAGCUCGAGCAGCUGGCUGGUGGGGGCAAGAAGAAGAAGGGGGGCGCAGGCGCCGCCGCCGUCGAGAGAGUGGCGCAGCUCGAGCAUCUCAACGAGCGGAGAAAUUGGCACUCGUCUCGGCUAGAGAUUCUUCUGCGGAUGCUCGAAAACGGGUCUCUCGAGACGGAGCAGGUCGAGAGAGCAAAGGAGGACAUUUCCUACUUUGUCGAGACCAACGCCGAGGAAGACUUUGAGGAGGAUGACGGAAUAUACGACGAGUACAAUCUCGACGAUGAGGAAGAAGCCUUUGGGCUCAAGGACAACGACGACGCCAUCAGUCACGACGCAACUUCGCUCCCAGACGAGACUCCAAAAGCCCCAAGCAAGGACUCGUCUUCGACCAAGCAACGUCGCGAGUCCGAAGACGCGGGCAGACCAGAGGAGAAACCGUCAAGUGUAUCUGCGGCGGCAUCAUCAUCGCCCUCGACUGUGGCGGCCAAGAAGGGGCCCACAACAGCGGCGGCGAAAAAAGAGGCAACAGCAAAAGACAACAAGGCGGUCCCGCCGGCCAACUUUUCGCAAGCCAAAGCCCCUUCUUCGCAGCCUUCUGUCACAUCUCCCCAGCCGCCGAAAGCGCCCAGCGCUGGUGCAGCUGCCCUGCCCCCGAUCCGAUAUGCAGCUGCAGCUGCGGCGGCAGUGUCGCCGACGCAGGCGAUGGCACCGACGGCGCCAUCGGUGGCAUCACCAGGGCCGUCGAAUGCUCAAAGCUCUUCCGAUGCCCAAGGCUCAAAGGCAGAUGAGGCGUCAACAUUAUCGGCUGCAACGUCGCAGUCGCCGGCACCUUCGCACCCUCAGCAUUCUCAACAGUCGGCGCCCAGUGCAUCGAAUCCAGGCUCCCUUACAUCCACGCCGGCCACCGAGAGUGCGAGAGCAGCAUCUCUGUCUGCGAACCAUGACGUGGCCGACACGUCCCUGUCGGGGGCCAGCGCUUUGGGCGGACAACCAUUGUCGCCUGCGUCGGCUCACCAGGUGAACACUGCUGGCCCACCUGGUCUCGGUAAGCAUGUAAUACAACAGCAACAGGUCAACGGACACCAGGAAGAGGCCGACGAGCACAGGCAAGAUCAGUCGCAAUUUGAGCCUGCCCAGUUGGCGGCCAGCUCGGCCGCAGCCGGUGUCGUCCAGCCAGCGGGGGGCGGUGCAGGGACGCAGAGGGAACAGCAAGCGGCACAACGGCUCCAAGGCACCGAUGCGAGGCUGCCGAGCAGUCUGGCGGAUCUCGUCUCGAGCUUCGAGAGCGCAAAGCAGAACUCGAUGCGGAGAGACAACGACUUGUCCGAGGUGCACAAGUCGCUCGAGUCGUCGUUCAUGAAUGUGCCCGACGCUCAGGACAGCGACCGACCGAGGUACUAUGUACCUCAGAACCCGUGUCCGACGCCGGCUUGGUACCCGCAAUCGCCUGCUGCCAUCUUUGACAACCCGGCCAUCUAUGCCAGAUUCGACGAAGACACGCUCUUCUACAUCUUUUACUAUUCCCAGCGCGACUACCAUCGGUACCUGGCCGCACGGGAGCUCAAACGGCAAUCUUGGCGCUUCUCGAUGCGCUACGGGACUUGGUUCAGAAGGCAUUCCGAGCCCAUAACUAUCAACGAGGACUACGAAGAAGGGUCAUACAUCUACUUUGACUUUGAGUCGACGUGGUCCCAAAGGCGCAAGAACCUGUUCCGGUUCGAGUACAAGUACCUCGAGUCAGAGCUGUGACGGUGUUGUAAUCUAAUGUCGAUGUCCAAUGACAAUGCGGAGAAAGCCAAGCGCACCACUGUUUGUGAGCCU